Molecule: messenger RNA, 2040 nt
Organism: Ziziphus jujuba (common jujube)
Lineage: Eukaryota; Viridiplantae; Streptophyta; Magnoliopsida; Rosales; Rhamnaceae
Exons: 3
Coding region: 741-1613 (290 amino acids)
Source: RefSeq, a predicted model, not a curated record
AAAAAAAAAACAGACUUGAAGAAAAAACAAAAGCCACUAGUGGCUCUUCAAUUUCCUGGUAAUGCCGCUGGUCGCGUUGAUUUUUCUUUCCCUUCUUUCACGCAAAUUUCAAAACUUUAUGCUGCAAAAAAUUAAAGAUAAUUUCAUACUUUUGUUUUUAAUUUUUUCAAUCCAAUUCCUUUCCCAUUUCUAAUUUUAUUUCAGAAUUUUCUCGGCAAACAAACAAUUCUUGCAAUUCGUAUCUCAUUCUUCGUUUUUCAUUCAUUGGCUUCCGUAUGUCGUAGAUACGAUUAUCUUCUUCUCCAUUUCUCGGCCCUUUUACGUGCUCUCUUUUGUUUUCCAUUUCUUAACAAUUAUCUUGGAGCUCAUUCUUGUCUAUCUUUCUCUGCAAUUCUUGCGUCUCUCUUUCUCAAUCUAUUGUAUCAUUCACUUUUCGUUUGAAUAGAAUUCAAUGAAAGGUUGAAUAUCUCGUUUUCCUUGUUGCUAUUCUUGAAUUGGGUUGUCAGUCUUGAGUCAACCCAGUUGCAAAUCUUGUUGCUUAUUUCGUUUCCCAUCCUAUUCUUCUUGGUGAAACUGGUAUUGCCGUAUUGGGUUUCUUCUGUGAGCUCGUAAUUUUAUGGAGAUUUUGUAGUCAUUAUUGUUCCAUAAAUUUUCAGAGCCUGUACUUUCAACUGGGUUUUGGUUUUUGUUUCGUUUCUGAUCAUUGAUAGAUUCAAACACCGUGUUGAUUUAUCUACACCAUGCAGUCUCAGCAGAAAAACCCUUUUGGGGUUUUGCAAUCUCUGCAGCAACAAAUAGGUUCCAAUGGCAAUUGUGUUGAAUCAGAGAGUCCUCCAUUUUCCAUAAGAAAGUAUGUUCUUGCUUGUCGUCAGAAAGAUAUCUUUCAUAGCUGGCCUUUUCCAGAGAAAUACUUGCAUAUCUGUCUAAAGCAUGGUAUCAAUGAUGUGCUACCACCCCUUGAAUCCCAUCAUUCAGCUAUCCAGUCACUCAGAGGACCUAUACAUUUACAAAAUAAUGAGAAUGCUAGUUCAUUCAUUAAAAUGGUUCAAAAUACUGUAGAGCAAGAGGACUUGUUGAGAAAGGAAAGCAAUUUAGCCUCCAAUGAAGACAUAUCCAGAGAGUCCAGUCAAGAUUGCCAAUUAUCUCUUUCUAGUAAUAGUUGUAAGAAUGAAGAAAAUGGUUAUAAACUCAGUUCUGAUGUUGCUUCUGAUGUCGUAGUUUCAAGAAGUGAACCUUCAGCUGUCAUUCCGAUUUCUCUUCUUCAUGAACAUCAAUGUAGUAAGAUAGUGAAAUCCAACAAGAUGUUGAGACACAAGCGGAAAAAACGUAAAGGAAAGAAUAAGAAGCGAUCGAUGGUUGAUAUUUUAGCUGUGGCAAAGCCAUGUACAGUGGAGGAUCUAAUUAGGAUUAACAGAUUAUGUUGUGGUUUUAGCAAGCCUUUGGAGAAUGAGAUUAACGGAAUAGAAGAAACGAUGAAUGUUGAGAAUAAUUGCAAUUCUGAUGUAACUGAGGAGAACUCAAAUGGGAAGAUUCAAACAGAUGAUUGUGAAGCUGCUGAUGUCGAUAUGUCAGGCAGAAAAAGAUGGGUUGUAAAGUUCAAGUUGAAUAGUUAAGUUCAAGUCCCGGGACAUGAAUUAAGAGAAAAAGAUUCAUGCAAAUGUACAAUAUAAGGCUCCAGGACGAGUUAGCCAGCUCAAAGCCAUCGUACAAGAAGGCUUCAAGAGAGGUUAGCAGAUCAAGAGAUAAACUAGAACUUCUGCAAGUAUGAAGAAACUGAUUAAGAUCUAUAGCUAUUUUAUACGAAACAGAUUUGAGGGUGGUAAUAGAAGGUGAUCACAACGGUUUACAAGUCUGAUUUAGUUUGUAAUCUAACCCAUUGCCAAUUUGGUUGUUGGUAGCAAUUUGAGUUGUAUAGUAGCUUGUCCCUUUCAAUGAAGGCCACGGUUGCUUGUAUAUCUGUGUCUUGGAGACGUAAUUUUUCCCCAACUCUGCAAAAGAAUCUGAAUUGUUAACCAGUCAAAUGCCCCUGCUUUUUCUUCU